AGCAAGCUCAUCUCACCGUGCUCUACGCUUGCACAUUAUACACAACUGUGCAUAGUUUACUAAACGAAUGUAAUUAUACCUAGCACUUCAGAUAGAUCGUUGAUUAUCUUCUGGUUUCACUGGAUAGGAAAUGGGUCGCUUACAAGACGCCUCUUCACGAGUACAAGUCUCUGUGCGAGUGCGGCCUGUGGGCAAAGGCGAUCUCAAUAAUGACCGGAUUUCUGGUACAAAAGUCCGACGAAUGCGACGUGAUCAUCGACGAUGAGAAGAUAAAGCGUUCCUACCGCUUCGACCACGUGUUUGGCGGCGGACAGGAGGAGGUGUUCGAGACGAUUGGCAAGCCGAUGUUGGAGGACGCAUACAAAGGCUUCAACGUGUGCUUGUUCGCGUACGGGCAGACAGGCAGCGGCAAGACGUACAGCUUGCUGGGCGAGGUGGGGAGCGAGGAGUGCGAGGGCGUCGCACCGCGGUUUGUGCGGUGCCUGUUCGAAGAGGCGCAGCGUAUGGUGGACGAAGAUGCGGACCUGACGAUCCGCGUGUCGCUGACGAUGAUCGAGGUGUACAUGGAGAAGGUGCGCGACCUGCUGACGCCGCGGCAGCGCGGGCAGGAGCCGGAGUCGCUGGAGAUUCAUGAGGAUCCGCGGCGGCGCGUGUACGUGAAGGGAGCGAGCGUGCACCAGGUGCUGAGCGCGGAGCGGAUGAUGGAGCUGCUGCGCGCUGGCAACGCGAACCGGCAGACGGCGGAGACGAAGAUGAACGAGACGAGCUCGCGCUCGCACGCGAUUAUGCAGAUCACGCUCUCGCAGGAGUUCGCGUCGGUGGAGAAGAAGGACCUGGAGUGCGUCGUGUCGCUGGUGGACCUCGCGGGGAGCGAGCGGCAGACGAAGACGGAGUCGACGGGGCAGCAGUUCGAGGAGGCGAAGAAGAUCAACCUCUCACUGCUGAUGCUGGGGCGUGCGCUGAACUCGUUCAGUGAGCGCAAGGGCGGCGACGCGUUCAUCUCGCUGCGCGAGUCGAAGCUGACCCGGCUGCUGUCGGAGAGCUUUGGCGGCAACAGCAAGACGUGGAUGCUCGCGACGGUGUCGCCGACAGCGUUCAACCUGACGGAGACCAUCUCGACGCUGGACUACGCGACGAACGCGAUGGCGAUCACGAAUAAGGCGAAGGUGAACAAGAGCUCCAAGGAUCUCGAAUACAGUGAUCUAGUAAAGUUACGCGCCUACCUUGACGACUCCAUUUCGCGCGAAACAGGCCUGAUCGAGACGUACGACAGGGAAGCCGCUGAGCUUAGGGCAGACAUAACAUCUCUACGUCGAGAGUUGCUGGCGUUAAAUGAUAGCAAGAUGGAGUCCGAAUUACAAGACGCACUCGCAGAGCGAAAUGCGUUGAUUUCCGCCUUGGUCAACAAGUUGUCCUUUGCUGCUGGAGAUGAUCGGGAGCGAGUCCCGCUGGUCUGUUUUUGUGGCACGUGUAAAACUACCCUGGGGGGGAUUCCGCUUGGGUCCUACGAGGUGGACACUCUUGUUGUGCCUUUCUACGAUCUUGUAGGUCCCCCGCCACUGCUGCAAUGCAACUUGCAUGUGCAGCUCACUGCUGAGGAGGAGGUGAUGGUAGUGGUGGAGCUGGUGGAACUGCAUCACUUGCCAGACUUUGCCAGCGAAGGUGUGCGGGUGUCUAUCUGGUUUGAUGGACAAGAAGGUAGCCGCGUCUCUACCCCUAUUGUGCCGUCCAAUGGCGGAAAUCCAAAGCUGAACUUUAAGCAAGUUUAUGUGUUGGGCCCAAUAACGGAGAGGUUGCAGCAGUUUCUGUCAACGGAUUCCCUGUAUCUGCAGGUGGAAGGAAUCACCAGCACAGUGAUGAACUCCCUUGAUGUUGACGAAACCGGAAGCCAAUGCCUUUCCUGA
This is a messenger RNA of Leptomonas pyrrhocoris, 1904 nucleotides long. Its product is annotated as putative kinesin. Gene Ontology annotation, molecular function: ATP binding; microtubule motor activity; microtubule binding. Bases 210 to 1904 code for a protein of 564 amino acids. NCBI's taxonomy places the organism in Eukaryota, Euglenozoa, Kinetoplastea, Trypanosomatida, Trypanosomatidae. Gene Ontology annotation, biological process: mitotic spindle organization; microtubule-based movement. The transcript has a single exon. The record is from RefSeq and is a predicted model, not a curated record.